Chenopodium quinoa (quinoa) is the source of this 3741-nucleotide messenger RNA. RefSeq names its product WD repeat-containing protein 44-like. The transcript is spliced from 8 exons. Lineage: Eukaryota; Viridiplantae; Streptophyta; Magnoliopsida; Caryophyllales; Amaranthaceae. The record is from RefSeq and is a predicted model, not a curated record. Gene Ontology annotation, molecular function: protein binding. Bases 582 to 2708 code for a protein of 708 amino acids.
UAUAUUGCCUUUCCAAAUUGAAUAGUUGUGUAAUAAAAGUGGAAAAUUACUUGGGAGUAUUUUUUUUAUUAUUUUUUUAGAAGGGAAAAGUUGCGAUUAAUUUUAUUUUAUUUUUUUUUGAAAGAAAGUUGCGAGUAAUUUAUAAAACCCACACCUUCCUCUUUCUCUCUCGUUUCUUGGACCCUCCAUUUUUCUCUCACUAAAAAAAUUACGGUAAGAAAAAGCUUCCUCACAUAAAACCAAAAUAAUAAAGGAAAUUAAAAAUCCCUUUCUCCAAAUAGUACUGAUUUUCUAGUUUUUAUAAUAAAUUAUUUAUUUUCCUUUUUAUUUUUCCCAUGUACUAUAAUUUUCUAUUUCCUGGUAGUUCCUCUGUAUCAUGCUUUGCUUUGGUUUGCUCUUUCUUCUUCUUUCCUGGAGCCAUCAAGUUUCUAGAUAGCUCCAAAUUUCAUCUUCUAAAUGUUGGAUCAACCUACUUCCUACUCUGAUUUCUCGGCAAAUUCAUAAUCUUUUUGAGUUUGCACAUUGCCGAGGUUAUAUAAUAAAGUUGGUUACUUGAGGAGGGGUUUGAUGGGUUGAGGCUUAUGCUCAAGCAAACAAUGGAUACUUGCAGUGAUCCUGGUGAAAACCAGUUUUUUGAUGCUCUUGAGGAGAUUAUUGAUUCGGGUUCCGAUUGCGAUUUGCGUUCGAGUUCUUCCCGUGAAGCUAGUUGUUCUGUGUCUAGUAGUGCACAAUUUGAUGUGUGGAUACAAAAUCCAGAAAGUGUUGAAUCUCGUCGUAGUAAAUUCUUUAAUUGGUUGGGGUUUGAUGUAAAUAACAAGUUUUCUGGUGAUUGUUGUGAAGAAAGUUGUGGUUCUGAAAUUGAGGUUGAUAGGAUUACAAAUGUUAAUGGUAAUGAGCUGAGAAACAGAAGAUUUGAGUGUCAGCUUUCGUCGAGCAGGCGUCCUGUAUCAUUCUGUUCUUUUGAUGAUACGGAGUUGUCUGGAAAUCUGACUCAUAAGAAAAAUGUAGGUGAGGGAUUGAAGGGCAAUGUGGUUGUUGAAAACCACGAAUCGCGUUCAGAUGAUGCUGUCAGAGCACAUCAGUCUGAGGGCAGUUUGUGCUCUUCUUCGUCGAGUGAAGGAUUUUCACCUGUUGAAAACACAGAAAUGAGCAGUUCAGUGGGUCCUACCAAGAAGGUGAAGAAGUGGUGGUUGAACAGAUUACGCAGCUUUAAUUGUGUUAUGGAGGGAGAACCUGAAUCAUGUAACUGUGAUUCAUCUGCUAGGGGAGGAAUUCAGAGAGUGAAGGUUCAUCAAACAAAGAAACAGUCAAAGGAAUUUUCAGCCCUAUACUAUGGCCAGAACAUCCAAGCUCAUAAAGGCGCGAUUUUGACAAUGAAAUUCAGUCCUGAUGGGCAAUUCUUGGCUAGUGCCGGGGAGGACAGAAUUGUACGCGUGUGGCAAGUGGUGGAGGAUGAUAGAUCGAAUGAGAUCGACAUUCCGGAAAUGGAUCCAUCAUGUGUGUACUUCACAAUGAACCAUCAAUCUGAAUUGAAACCCCUCAGCCAUGAUAAAGAGAAAAACAGCAAAUUGAAGAAAACUUCUGAUUCAGCCUGUGUGGUUCUUCCUCCAAAGGUGUUUCGGAUAUUGGAAAAGCCAUUACAUGCGUUUCAAGGCCAUAGGAGUGAAGUAUUGGAUCUAUCAUGGUCCAAAAAUGAUUGUCUCUUGUCAGCAUCAGUGGAUAAAACUGUUCGUUUGUGGCGAGUGGGAACCAACCAUUGCCUUAGAGUCUUUCCACAUAAUAACUACGUAACAUGCGUUCAGUUUAACCCUGUUGAUGACAAUUGCUUCAUUAGCGGGUCAAUAGAUGGGAAGGUUCGCGUUUGGGGAAUAUCUGAUUGUAAGGUUGUCAAUUGGACUGAGACUAAAGACAUAGUAACUGCCGUGUGUUAUCGCCCUGAUGGCCAGGGAGGAAUAAUUGGGUCGAUUGCAGGGAGUUGCCGUUUUUACAGCAUAUCAGAUAAUCAAUUGGAGUUAGAUGCUCAGAUCUUUUUGCACAAUAAGAAGUCAUCUGGGAAACGGAUAACUGGUUUUCAGUUCUUUCCUCAAGACCCAAACAAAGUGAUGAUCUCAUGUGCUGAUUCACAAGUUAGGAUUCUUCAAGGGGUAAAUGUGAUUGGAAAAUACAAGGGCCUUCGAAGAACUGGUGCUCACUGCACUGCGUUUUUCACUGCUGAUGGAAAGCAUAUAGUUGCUGCAUCUGAAGACUCCAAUGUCUAUAUUUGGAAGUGUAAUGAUCAGGACUACACCGACUCGUCAAAGACAAAGAAGAUCAAGUCUUCUGAGCGGUUUCUUUCCAAUGCGUCUGUUGCACUACCUUGGCCAGGGCUACAAAACGAUGUCAACAGAACUCAGUGGCGUGAUGGUGCUUUUAAUGGUUUGCCUCAUGGUUCGCGCCCUUACUUUUCUCCACCUCAUUUCUCCUGUAGGCAGGAUUUCUUCUUAGAGCUGUAUCAUCCUAAAGGUUCCGCAUUAUGGCCCGAGGAAAAGCUCGUCUCCCCAAGCCGUUCUCCCAGUUUAACAUCUUCAAUGCACAAAUCUGAGUACAGAUUUCUGAAAACUUGUCAGAGCAGAUCUGAUUCCAAUGCCUGGGGAAUGGUUAUUGUAACUGCUGGAUGGGAUGGCAGGAUCAGAUCAUUCCAUAAUUAUGGAUUACCAGUACCCCAUUGAAAUUCCUGGUUUUAACAAUAUUUCAGGAAAAGUUGGAAAAAUACAGUGGGGUGCAUCGCGCUUUCUGGUGGGUCCAUGCCAGAUAUCUCCGCUUAGCCUCUUGCUAUAAUGCGAUGCUGAGGUUAGCCUAUUACGGAUGCUAAUCACGGGCAAAUCCCAACAUAAUCAUAUGAUUCUUCCAUUCAUUUACCAUGAGAAUUUAGCGUGAGGUGGCCCAGAAAGGAGCAAUUCAUGUGCUUAAUUUUGGCUAUUUGGGAUUGCAUAUCCAUGUGAUAGGAGCAUAUUUAAGCUUUGUGGGGUCUUUGAGUGGAACCUCUUUUGAUAUCUUCCUCUUAAAAUUGUGUGGAAGGUGAUUGCAAAACUGGUGGGUUUUAUCCCCGGGAGGAGGAAAUUUUUGGAGUGGGGAAGCCUCAGCCUUUAUGCUAUAUUGGCUCUUAUAGAAUGAUUUAAAUUCGCCUGUCCGCCAUUUGGAUGUUGUCUCCAUGGUUAGGCCCAGGCACAUUUGGGUUUAAGAAAAAGUUUAAAAGAGCUGGUGGGGUUCAAUGGGGCUUGGCUCAUCGGUCCGUUGCUAAAAAGUGGAGAUAAACCCAUGUUCCUGUUUGGUUGCAAGUCAACAUCCAGCAUUAGUAUACAAGUGUUCAAGACGAGAGAGCAAGAAUGACAUUUUUCAAGCUGUAGGUAGGAGGAAUGCAGCAUAUAGUCUCUGCUAUCUGCUGGUAAAUAUACCCUUUUUUCGGGUUAAAUAGAGAGUCAAAUAUGCGUGUUUAGGACAAUUACUGACAUUUUAUGUACUAACACCAUAGUUUAGGAUUUACUAGAUCUAUCAGGUUAGAUCUUCGGUCUAUGCAAAUUGUAAGUUAACUUGUGUAAAUGAUUUUUUUUUUUUUUUUUUGGUCACCCUCCUACCCUUUCGGGUCAUGUAAAGCCACAAUGGCCAAUACAACGAUUAAAUUGGGGGAGGAGGAUUCGAAUACUGGAUCUAAUGUAUCCAAUAUCCCGGUCUAUAUAUGAAGAUGAGAGUGUACUUGGUCUA